Messenger RNA from Protobothrops mucrosquamatus (brown spotted pit viper), 1749 nucleotides. It is a transcript of the gene PLD3, whose product is annotated as phospholipase D family member 3. NCBI's taxonomy places the organism in Eukaryota, Metazoa, Chordata, Lepidosauria, Squamata, Viperidae. Gene Ontology annotation, molecular function: catalytic activity. The record is from RefSeq and is a predicted model, not a curated record. Bases 1 to 1749 code for a protein of 582 amino acids. The transcript has 12 exons.
AUGAGGGGCCGCUGUGGGGUGCAGGUGGGCAGCGGCGUUUCGGGGCUGGGCCCGGCGAUAGAGGACAGGCCGGGAGAAGGACGGGCCAGCGGUCUCCGGAGCCAACAGCCGAAGAAGCCAGGCCGGUUCCUUGAAGCUGUUUCCCACUCGGGAGGAUCUGAGGAAAUGAAGCCCCCAGUUGCAUACCAGAAGCUCAAGACACCGGAGAGCCCUCAGGAGUUGCUGCCCCUGGCUGAGCAGCCCGGCCAGACUCUGCGCCAGUUCCGUGGCUCUGCACUGGGGAGGCCCUGCCACAGCGUCUCUGGCUUGCGUCCUGCAGAGCCACCUGGCCAAUCUACGUCCAUCCUGGCCUGGGAUUUUCAGUGCAUCCUGGUGACAGCCAUCUUGUCCACUCUGCUGGUGGUGGCCCUGGUGGUCCACUCGUUCUUCUUUCCUUUGCAAAGUUUGGCCACAGUGGGGAAUGUGGCAUUGGUGCCACGUGUGGAUCACGCAUGCAGCGACUCAUGCAGGAGUGUGCUGGUGGAGAGCAUCCCUGAAGGACUGACAUAUGACGACAACAGCACAGUCAGCCCUUCCACUUUUGAGACUUGGCAAAGCCUUCUGAGAAGCGCAAGGAGCUCCGUGGACAUUGCCUCUUUCUACUGGACUCUCAGCAACCGGGACACCCAUACCCAUGAUCCUUCAGCCAGCCAGGGGCAGGAAAUACUAUCGGAGCUCCAGCACACUGCCAGUCGAGGGAUUGUGUUAAGGAUAGCAGUCAACCCGCCUUCUACCCGGAUGCCCAGUGCUGACCUUCAGGUCCUCGAGAAGAGUGGGGCCCAGAUCCGCCAAGUGGACUUACCAAGACUGACCCAGGGAGUCCUGCACACCAAAUUCUGGAUUGUGGACCAGCUACACAUUUAUCUUGGGAGUGCAAAUAUGGACUGGCGUGCCCUUACACAGGUGAAGGAACUCGGGGCGGCUGUCUACAACUGCAGCUGUCUGGCCCAGGACUUGGGGAAGAUGUUUGAGGUCUACUGGGCCCUCGGGCUGCCAAACACCACCAUCCCAUCACCCUGGCCGUCCAAUUACUCCACCACCUACAACAGGGAGACGCCCCUGGAGCUGAAGCUGAACGGCACAGAGGCUGCUGUCUACUUUUCGAGUGCCCCCCAAGUCCUGUGUGCCACCGGGCGGACGGACGACCUCCAGUCCCUACUGAGCGUCAUCGAAGGGGCCCAGGAGUUUGUCUACGUGGCCGUGAUGAGUUACUUGCCCACCAUGGAGUUCUCCCACCCGAGGAGGUUCUGGCCAGUCAUCGAUGACCACUUCCGGAAAGUGGCCUACGAGAAGAGAGUCCGCCUCCGCCUCCUGGUCGGCUGCUGGAGACACUCCAAGCCAAAUAUGUUCCCCUUCCUGCACUCCUUGGCUGCCCUGCAGGACAACCGCACCCAUUACAGCCUGGAAGUGAGGCUCUUUGUGGUGCCCGCAAAUGAGACGCAGGCCAAGAUCCCCUAUGCCAGAGUGAACCACAGCAAGUUCAUGGUAACAGACAAGGUGGCUUACAUCGGAACCUCCAACUGGUCCGGGGACUACUUCCUGCACACGGCAGGCUCCGCCCUGGUGGUGGCUCAGAGCCCGGCCCGGGCGGGGGACCAGCCCACCCUCCGCGAGCAGCUGCAGCGCAUCUUUGAGCGGGACUGGAACUCCGCAUACAGCCGGGACCUGGACCCCGAGGGCCAGUGGGAGGCUCUCUGCAGCGCCCGCUAG